AUGAUGGCUGUGGUUUGGCUCAUGGCUGUUCUGGUAAAUGCUGUCUUGAUAGAAAAAGGCCUUUGUGUUCCUGUUGGCGCUACGAAAGGCCAGCCUGUAACAAAAGUGGAAUUGAAUGACGAAGCAAGCCAUGAUGACUUCAGCAAUGACCAAAAGAGCUACAACAUGACCAAGGACCAGCAGAACGAUGAAGCAUUCGACGACCACAACAAGGGCCACAAUGCCACUAAGGAGCAGCAGAACGAUCAAGUCUUUGCCUAUGACCACCACGAGGGCCACAACCACACAAAGGGGCAGCAGAGCGAUGACUCCUUCAAUGACCACCACAAGGGCCACAAUGUGACAAAGGAGCAGCAGAGCGACUCUUUCAAUGACCACCACAACGCAACCAAGCAGAGCGACGAGGCCUUCAGUGACCACCACAACGCGACCAAGCAGAGCGACGAGGCCUUCAGUGACCACCACAACGCGACCAAGCAGAGCGACGAGGCCUUCAGUGACCACCACAACGCGACCAAGCAGAGCGACGAGGCCUUCAGUGACCACCACAACGCGACCAAGCAGAGCGACGAGGCCUUCAGUGACCACCACAACGCGACCAAGCAGAGCGACGAGGCCUUCAGUGACCACCACAACGCGACCAAGCAGAGCGACGAGGCCUUCAGUGACCACCACAACGCGACCAAGCAGGGCGACGAGGCCUUCAGUGACCACCACAACGCGACCAAGCAGGGCGACGAGGCCUUCAGUGACCACCACAACGCCACCAAGCAGGGCGACGAGGCCUUCAGUGACCACCACAACGCCACCAAGCAGGGCGACGAGGCCUUCAGUGACCACCACAACGCCACCAAGCAGGGCGACGAGGCCUUCAGUGACCACCACAACGCCACCAAGCAGGGCGACGAGGCCUUCAUGACCACCACAACGCCACCAAGCAGGGCGACGAGGCCUUCAGUGACCACCACAAUGCCACCAAGCAGAGCGACAUGUUCAACCUACGCAAAGAUAUGCCUUUGUGUUCCUGUUGGUGCUACGAAAGGCCAACCUGUAACAAACGUGGAAUUGAAAGACAAAGCAAGUCACGAUGACUUCAGCAAUGACCAAAGGAGCUAUAACAUGACCAAGGACCAGCAGAAUGAUGAAGCCUUCGACGACCACCACAAGGGCCACAAUGCCACCAAGGGGCAGCAGAGCGACGAAGCAUUCAAUGACCAGCACAAGGCAAGCAGAGCGACGAGGCCUUCGGUGACCACCACAACGCCACCAAGCAGAGCGACGACUCCUUCGGUGACCACCACAACGCCACCAAGCAGAGCGACGACGCCUUCGAGCGACGACGCCUUCGGUGACCACCACAACGCCACCAAGCAGAGCGACGACUCCUUCGGUGACCACCACAACGCCACCAAGCAGAGCGACGACUCCUUCGGUGACCACCACAACGCCACCAAGCAGAGCGACGACGCCUUCGGUGACCACCACAACGCCACCAAGGGGCAGCAGAGCGACGACGCCUUCGGUGACCACCACAACGCCACCAAGGGGCAGCAGAGCGACAUGUUUAACCUACGCAAAGAUGUGUCUGGCUACCAGAAUAACAAAAUGGAUGAUGACUCUGAAGAGACUGUCAUAGCCUGUCUUUGUCACAACUGUCACUGCAACACCAACAUGAUGGCUUCGGUUUGGCUCGUGGCUGUUCUGGUAAAUGCUGUCUUCAUAGAAAAAGGCCUUUGUGUUCCUGUUGGCGCUACGAAAGGCCAACCUGCUGUAACAAACGUGGAAUUGAUUGACAAAGCAAGCCACAGUGACUUCAGCAAUGACAAAAAGAGCUACAAUAUGACCAAGGACCAGCAGAACGAUGAAGCCUUCGACGACCACCACAAGGGCCACAACGCCACCAUGGGGCAGCAAAGCGGUGAAGCCUUGGCCGACCACCAUGAGGGCUACAAUGCCACAAAGGGUCAGCAGAGCGAUCAAGUCUUUGACCAUCACAAGGGCCACAACGCCACCAAGGGGCAGCAGAGUGACGAAGCCUUCAAUGACCACCAUGAGGGCCACAAUGUCACCAAGGGGCAGCAAAGCGAUGAAGCCUUGGGCGACCACCAUGAGGGCCACAAUGCCACCAAGGGGCAGCAGAGCGAUGAAGCCUUCAAUGACCACCACGAGGGCCACAACGCCACCAAGGGGCAGCAGAGCGAUGACUCCUUCAAUGACCACCACAAGGGCCACAACGCCACCAAGGGGCAGCAAAGCCACGCAGUCUUUGCCUACGACCACCAUGAGGGUCACAAUGCCACCAAGGGGCAGCAUAGCGACGAAGCCUUCAAUGACCACCACAAAGGCCACAAUGCCACCAAGGGGCAGCAGAGCGUCGACGCCUUGGCCGACCACCAUGAGGGCCACAAUGCCACCAAGGGGCAGCAGAGCGACGACUCCUUCAAGGGCCACAACGCCACCAAGGGGCAGCAGAGCGACGACUCCUUCAAGGGCCACAACGCCACCAAGGGGCAGCAGAGCGACUACUCCUUCAAGGGCCACAACGCCACCAAGGGGCAGCAGAGCGACGACUCCUUCAAGGGCCACAACGCCACCAAGGGGCAGCAGAGCGACGACUCCUUCAAGGGCCACAACGCCACCAAGGGGCAGCAGAGCGACGACUCCUUCAAGGGCCACAACGCCACCAAGGGGCAGCAGAGCGACGACUCCUUCAAGGGCCACAACGCCACCAAGGGGCAGCAGAGCGACGACGCCUUCAAGGGCCACAACGCCACCAAGGGGCAGCAGAGCGACGACGCCUUCAAGGGCCACAACGCCACCAAGGGGCAGCAGAGCGACGACGCCUUCAAGGGCCACAACGCCACCAAGGGGCAGCAGAGCGACGACGCCUUUAACGACCACCACAAGGGCCACAACGCCACCAAGGGGCAGCAGAGCGACGACGCCUUUAACGACCACCACAAGGGCCACAACGCCACCAAGGGGCAGCAGAGCGACGACUCCUUCAAUGACCGCCACAACUCCACCAAGGGGCAGCAAAGCGAUGAAGCCUUGGCCGACCAUCAUGAGGGCCACAACGCCACCAUGGGGCAGCAGAGUGACUACACCUUCAAUGACCACCACAAGGGCCACAAUGCCACCAAGGAGCAGCAGAGCGACGACUCCUUCAAUGACCACCACAAGGGCCACAACUCCACCAAGGGGCAACAGAGCGAUUCGGUCUUGGCCGACCACAACGAGGGCCACAACUCCACCAAGGGGCAGCAGAGUGACGACACCUUCAAUGACCACCACAAGGGCCACAAUGCCACCAAGGGGCAGCAGAGCAACGAAGCUUUCAAUGACCACCACAAGGGCCACAAUGCCACCAAGGGGCAGCAGAGCGAUUCGGUCUUGGCCGACCACAACGAGGGCCACAACUCCACCAAGGGGCAGCAAAGCGAUGAAGCCUUGGCCGACCACCAUGAGGGCCACAAUGCCACCAAGGGGCAGCAGAUCGACGAAGCUUUCAAUGACCACCACGAGGGACACAACGCCACAAAGGGUCAGCAGAGCGAUCAAGUCUUUGCCUACGACCACCACGAGGGUCACAAUGCCACCAAGGGGCAGCAGAGCGACGAAGCCUUCAAUGACCACCACAAAGGCCACAAUGCCACCAAGGGGCAGCAGAGCGUCGACGCCUUGGCCGACCACCAUGAAGUCCACAAUGCCACCAAGGGGCAGCAGAGCGACAACUCCUUCAAUGACCACCGCGAGGUCCACAACGCCACCAAGGGGCAGCAGAGCGACGCUUUCAACCUACGUAAAGAUAUGUCUGGUUACCAGAAUUACAAAAUGGAUGAUGACUCUGAAGACGGUGUGUUUACAGUGAUUGUUUAG
Molecule: messenger RNA, 3879 nt
Organism: Nerophis lumbriciformis (worm pipefish)
Lineage: Eukaryota; Metazoa; Chordata; Actinopteri; Syngnathiformes; Syngnathidae
Source: RefSeq, a predicted model, not a curated record